This is a messenger RNA of Entelurus aequoreus (snake pipefish), 8478 nucleotides long. Its product is annotated as thyroid hormone receptor alpha-B. Gene Ontology annotation, biological process: retinoic acid receptor signaling pathway; thyroid hormone receptor signaling pathway; cell differentiation. Bases 850 to 2079 code for a protein of 409 amino acids. Gene Ontology annotation, molecular function: zinc ion binding; RNA polymerase II cis-regulatory region sequence-specific DNA binding; nuclear receptor activity. NCBI's taxonomy places the organism in Eukaryota, Metazoa, Chordata, Actinopteri, Syngnathiformes, Syngnathidae. The record is from RefSeq and is a predicted model, not a curated record. The transcript has 12 exons.
CGGAGCCAGCGCGUGCACGGCCCCCGCGUGUGCCCCUGGACUCGUCUUCUCCGCCAAGAUAGCAGCGAGCGAAAGCGCGGCGCGGCGAGGCGGGGGAAAAAAACAAACAAAAAAAGCAGCCGAACUCGGACAGACCCGGAGAGCUCGUCGGCGGAACCGCGGCGGGGUGGAGAGGAGGAAAAAAAACUAAAAAAAAAAAAGGUGGCGAAGGGGAAGUCAGGGACGGCUUACACUUGGACGUGAGCGACACUACCCGCCCCCAGCACGAGCCCCUCCAGGACCACCGUGCCCCGCCGGACCGAGAGCUACCGAAGGAACAACCUGACCUGAGACCUGGUGGUGGACCGAGAGGCGGGAUGAGUUGGGAACGUUCAGCAGCGAGCGCGGUGGAGCACUGAGGGCGGAGACGAGGCGGACCGUGCGACGCGGGAGACCCCAGGAAAUAAUUAGCCGUGCUGGCACACACAGAAUGACUGCUCGGGUGUGACGCACGGCCAGUUUUAAGAAGGUGUCUGGUUUGGAUCUGCAACCAAACCGGACAAUUAAAGAUCACCGGCGUCGACCUUCAAGACUGGACCCUUCUCUCUCCUGCACACCUGUGAGGUCCGCGCCAGCCGUCAGGCCCCGUCCCAGGCGCCGCGCUCGGGGACGCUCGCGAGGGGCCCGCUCCCUCCGGAGGUCCCCCUCCGCUUGGCCCCCCCUACCCCGCCCCGUCCUGAGACGGCGGGGACCGGGACCCUGUCAUCUUUCGGCAACUGACCCCUCCCGAGCGGCGAAUGACAAGCGUGCAUCCGAGGGCGGGGCUUGCCUCAGUCUCUCGUGAUUGGCUGCUGGAUGGAAUUAAGGUGAAUGGAACACAUGCUCAAGGAGGAAGACCCUAACCCACUAGAGAGCGAGGAGAAACGGUGGCUCAAUGGCCCGAAGAGGAAGAGGAAGAACAGCCAAUGUUCGGUGAAGAGCAUGACGGGGUACAUCCCCAGCUACCUGGAGAAGGAUGAGCCAUGCGUGGUGUGUGGCGACAAGGCCACAGGUUACCACUACCGCUGCAUCACCUGUGAGGGCUGCAAGGGUUUCUUCCGCAGAACCAUCCAGAAGAACCUGCACCCCAGCUACUCGUGCAAGUAUGAAGGCUGCUGCAUCAUCGACAAGAUCACGCGCAACCAGUGCCAGCUGUGUCGCUUCAAGAAGUGCAUCGCCGUGGGCAUGGCCAUGGACCUGGUGCUGGACGACUCCAAGAGGGUCGCCAAGCGCCGCCUCAUCGAGGAGAACCGGGAGCGCCGCAAGAAGGAGGAGAUCGUGAAGACGCUCCAGAACCGCCCCGAGCCCACCGAGUCGGAGUGGGAGGUGAUCCACAUGGUGACCGAGGCCCACCGGCACACCAACGCUCAGGGUUCCCAGUGGAAACAGAAGCGCAAGUUCCUGCCGGACAAGAUCGGCCAGUCGCCGGUGGCGCCCACGUCGGACGGCGACAAGGUUGACCUGGAGGCCUUCAGCGAGUUCACCAAGAUCAUCACUCCCGCCAUCACGCGCGUGGUGGACUUUGCCAAAAAACUGCCCAUGUUCUCCGAGCUGCCGUGCGAGGACCAGAUCAUCCUGCUGAAGGGUUGCUGCAUGGAGAUCAUGUCGCUGAGGGCCGCCAUGCGCUACGACCCCGAGAGCGAGACGCUGACGCUGAGCGGCGAGAUGGCGGUCAAGCGCGAGCAGCUGAAGAACGGCGGGCUGGGCGUGGUGUCGGACGCCAUCUUCGACCUGGGCAAGAGCCUGGCGCAGUUCAACCUGGACGACACGGAGGUGGCGCUGUUGCAGGCCGUGCUGCUCAUGAGCUCAGACCGCUCGGGCCUGACGUGCAUGGAGAAGAUCGAGAAGUGCCAGGAGACGUACCUGCUGGCGCUGGAGCACUACAUCAACUACCGCAAGCACAGCCUCCCCCACUUCUGGCCCAAGUUGCUGAUGAAGGUGACCGACCUGCGCAUGAUCGGCGCCUGCCACGCCAGCCGCUUCCUGCACAUGAAGGUGGAGUGUCCCAACGAGCUCUUCCCGCCGCUCUUCCUGGAGGUCUUCGAGGACCAGGAGGUGUGACGGGCACAGGGGGGGGGACUCACUGACGUUGUACAGAAAAAAACUAACAAACAAAAAACUGGAAGCGAGUCGCCGGCAGGAAGAGGAGGGGCUUCUACUGCGGCGUGUAGGGGCCCUUCUGUCUGAGCAUGCCAACACACACACACACACACACACACACACACGGAGAGAGCGGCGGCCAUUGCUCUUCUCAGUAUUAUUGUCCGCCUGCAGCCUCACAAUCAGCAGGUGGGCUGGGACAGGUGAGCACACCUGGACUGACCCAGCAUGGAUUCCUCAAGUCAAUCUGAGCCGUUCCAGUCCAUCCCGGUGCUAUCUUUCUGGCAGACUACUCCAUUUUUGUAACCUUGGGUUUUUUUUUCUGUCAUCGGACCAGCUCCUGUGACACACACACACACACACACACACUAUUAUUUUCAUUUUAUUUUUUCACACACAAACACUUUUUUUUUUCAUUUCAUUUUUUCACACACUUUUAUUUUCAUUUUAGUUUUUCUCACACAGACAUACACUUUUUUUCAUUUUAGUUUUUCACGCACACACUUAUUUUCAUUUUAGUUUUUCUCACACACCCACGCACAGUUAUUUACCUUUUUUUUCACGCACACACUUUUAUUUUAAUUGUAUUAUUUUCUACUCACAUAAAAACGUUUUUAUUAAUUUUUUUUGCUAUUACACACACACACACACACACACACACACUUUUAUUUUUAAUGUUUUCCCCCACAUAAAAACUUUUUGUUUUGCUUCUCCACACUCAUACACCUUUUAUUAAUUAAUGUUUUUGCUAAUUUACACACCUUACACACGCACUUUUGUUUUUGUUUUUAUUGUUUUCACACAAACAAAAUGUAAUUUUAAUUUUUAUAUUUUGCUUUUCCACACACUCUCACACAAUAAUUUUUUUUCUAAUUAUUUUCGCACACACAAAAUUUCAUUUACAUUUUUAUAUUUUGCUUUUCCACACACUCACACAAUUAUUUUUUUUCUCAUUAUUUUUUUCACACACAAACUUUUAUUUUAUUUUAUUGUUUUGCUUUUACACACACACACACACACACUUUUAUUGUUAUUCUAUUUUUUCCACAGGCACACACAUUCAAACUUUUUUUUGCUUUUCCACACACAGUUUUAUUUUUUAUUAUUUUUCACACACACAAACUUAUUUUAUUUUAUCUUUUUGGUUUUCCACACACACACACACAUUUUUUUAUUUUUUUUUAUUUUACACACACACACACAUCACCUCAGUAACGUGUUUGCCUCAUUGGCCGCCUGCAAUGGUGGCUUUAUUUUUUUGUUGAUGAUUCUGAUUCUUUUGGGCCCUGACCUGCGGGGCCUUUACUCAGCUCAGUGCUGCCCCCUCCAGGCUUCCAUACACAUUUGCCUUUUUUUUUUUUUUUUUUUUACUAUCUGUAUGAACCAUCACUGACAGCAGGCAGACGCCAAGAUGGCUGCCAUUUACCUCAAAGUGGACACACCCCCACUGCCCCCCCAUGGUUCUGGGCACUACCUCACCUACGUGGACACGCACGCACGCACGCAGUGCUAUGGGUUUAAAAAAAGAAAUACCACUGAAGAAGACUGGAGGGCCCGCCAUCUUUGGGGAAAGUUCUAUCAUGUUGGAAUUGUUAUGUACGGGACCAAGACACACACACACACACUCACUUAAAGCAAGGACAGUUUGGAUGUCAAAUGGAAAAGUUCUAUUGGCGGUCCUUUUCCCAGGACGGACGGGACAAUUGUGCUGAGCCAGCGUUCUAGAAUGUUCCGCUGAGGUCCCAAAGACCCACGCCGUGGACCAUCCUCGUCACACUACCUGUUCCGGAGCCCAGAUCCGCCUCUUUGUCCGGACCCGCCCCCCUCCGGGACACGCCCACCCAGCCAGGCUGGUGGGAGUUUUUGCACUUACCGCAGCCUCGCCACGCCUCCUCCUGCCCUUAUUUGGAGGUUAAACCACGCCCCCUAUCUCCCUUUGUUGGCUGACUCCCUUGGGAAACGAGCGUCUGUGUGACAGAGCCAAUCACGGGCGAGGGGGCGGGGCGUUUGGCAGAGUCACUUCUGUCAGGAAAAAAAAAAAAGCAGGAAGUGGACCUCCUUGUCAGACAAGGCGGCCAUGACGGUCUGCGCAGAGUGGCGCCCCCUAGGGGGACACCAGUGGAACAGCAGCCCGGAAUUCUACAAGACGAGAAGGAAAAGGUGUGUGUGUGUGUGUGUAUGCGCGCGCGCGUGUGUGUGUGUGUAGUACAAAGUUAAAAAGAUUAUAAAAGAGAUGAUUUAAAAACAUCAAAGAAAAAGGAGAUGACUUUAAAAAAAAAAAAAACUUUAUUUCCUGUUGGGUUUCUAAUAGGGGGCUUUUGACCAGCUUGUCACUUUCGGACCAUGUGCGCGUGCGUGUGUGCGCGCGCAGUCUAACGUCUCUCGGCGCCAUCCUUUCUGUGCGCGCGUGUGUGUGUAUGAUGCCCCGCCCCCUUUUAUCAGGAGCAAUUUACAAGCAAGGAAACUUUUUUUUUUUUUUAAUUAUUAUUGUUAUUAUUAAAGUGUUUGUUUGUGAAUACAUCUUUAGAGAAAAGAAACAAAACGUGAAAAAAAAACUAAAAUGUGUCAUACCUCACGACUUCAAGGGUCUGGUGGGCGGAGCCUCGUGUUUUGUUGCACGUCAACCUUCUCCAACGCAUUGACGUGUGGGUGUGGGUGUGUGUGUGUGUGUGUGUGUGUGCGUGUGUGUGUGUGUGUGUGUGUGGGUGUGUGUGUGUGCGCGCGCUAUGGCUGGGGCGAUACGGCUGAAAACGGUAUCACGAUAUCAGUGUUUUUUUUUUAUCAGUCGAUAUUGAUCAUAACUGAUAUCUUUUAUGAACCUAUGGAAAAUAACGGGCAGGAGGAAACUACAUUAAAUGUUAAUAUUUGUAUUAAUAUGUGAUUAUAAUCCCUCAGCUAUCAAGGCAAAAGGAAGUGUCAACACAAGCGUGUAAAACAGUCAAUGUAAACAACAUUAUCAAUAAUCUUUUAAAAUGAAGGUGCAAAAAUGAUGAAUUUGUUCGAAUUUUGCUCCAUAAAGCGUAAGAAAAUAGUGCAAAAGUGUGAAAAUGUAAACGUAGAGAAACCUGAGAAGAACUAUUUUCUGCAGGUUUAGUGGCAGGAAAUAACGGCUGUGUAACAUGAAUUUGCCAUGUUGUUCUUGUUUAACUGCGGAAAGGAAUUUUUGCGGUUGCAGGAGAAAAUAUCCAUCCAUCCAUCCAGUUUCUACCGCUUGUCCCUCUCGGGGUCGCGGGAGGUGCUGAAGCCUAUCUCAGCUACCAGGACAAAAUAUAUUAAAUGUAAAUAUAUUUGAUUCAAAUGUAACCUUCCUCUGAUUAUAAUGCUUCAGCUAUCAAGGCAGAAAGGAAAUGUCAACACAAGCGUGGAAAACACUCAAACAAUGUAAACAAAAUAGUAAAAUCACAUUGAAGACUUAACAAUAAGCUCUUAAAAUGAAGGUGCCAAAAUAAGGAAUAUGUAAGAAAUCCUUCAUAAAGUGUAAGAAAAUAGUGCAAAGUGUGAAAAUGUAAACAGAGAAACCUGAGAAGAACAAUUUUCUGCAGGUUUAGUGCUAGGAAAUAACGGCUGUGUAACAUUAAUUUGCCAUGUUGUUCUUAUUUAACUAUGGAAAGGAAUUUUUUUUAUGCAUUCAUUAUUUAAAUAUUAUUAUUAUUAAAAUAGUGCAAAGCGUGAAAAUGUAAACAUAGAGAAAACUGAGAAUAACUAUUUUCUGCAGGUUUAUUGACAGGAAAUAACAGCUGUGUAACAUGAAUUUGCCAUGUUCUUAUUUAACUAUGGAAAUGCAUUUUUGUUAUGCAUAUAUUAUUUAAAUAUUAUUAUUAUUAUUAAAAUAAUGCAAAGCGUGAAAAUGUAAACAUAGAGAAAACUGAGAAUAACUAUUUUCUGCAGGUUUAUUGACAGGAAAUAACGGCUGUGUAACAUGAAUUUGCCAUGUUAUUCUUAUUUAACUAUGGAAAUGCAUUUUGGUUUGCAUAUAUUAUUUAAAUAUUAUUAUUAUUAUUAAAAUAAUGCAGAGCGUGAAAAUGUAAACAUAGAGAAAACUGAGAAUAACUUUUUUGCAGGUUUAUUAACAGGAAAUAACGGCUGUGUAACAUUAAUUUGCCAUGUUAUUCUUAUUUAACUAUGGAAAUGCAUUUUUGUUAAGCAUUAAUUAUUUAAAUAUUAUUAUUAUUAUCAUUAAAAUAAUGCAAAGCGUGAAAAUGUAAACUUAGAGAAAACUGAGAAUAACUAUUUUCUGCAGGUUUAUUGACAGGAAAUAACGGCUGUGUAACAUUAAUUUGCCCUGUUAUUCUCAUUUAACUAUGGAAAGGAAUUUUUGUUAUGCAUUAAUUAUUUCAAUAUUAUUAUUAUUAUUAAAAUAGUGCAAAGCGUGAACAUGUAAACAUAGAGAAACAUGAGAAGAACUGUUUUCUGCAGGUUUAGUGGCAGGAAGUUACAGCUGUGCUCUAAAGGGUGAGCAGCUCUAAGGUGGUGUGGUAUUAGCGGUAUUGCCUUGCAUCAUUUAAAGACCACAUUGGUCUGACUACGGUCCCUUUGGGGAAAAAAGUCCCCAAAACUGUCCAGGUGACUUUUCCCCUUUUAUCCACAAUUUCUUCAUUUUUGACUGUCACCUGAUUGGCUGUUAACGUGUCAUGUGAUUCAGUUCCUGCCUUGCUCGGUUACCAGAGAGCGAGUGCCUUUGUUCGUGCAACCAACCUGGCUUCCAUACUUCCUGUUUCCUCCUCCGAAGAAAAACAUAUUUUUUUCACGUCUACGGUGAUGCAUAUUGAUAUCGUUUUAUUGCCGAGCCCAAGUGCACGCUACUAACACCCCCUCACUCACACACACACGCUGUAGCGCCCCCUAGGGGAUGGGAGGGUGUUUGUAGCGGCUGAGUGUUUCUGCUAAUGAAUGUAUCUGACAGGAGCGGGCGUAGAACCCAGACCCACCGCCCAAACUUCCGCGCACCAGCAGAGCAGACAUAACAAUCCAUCCCUUCAUGUUCAUAGUGUGUGUGUGUGUGUGUGUGUGUGUGUGUGUGUGUGUGUGUGUGUGUGUGUGUGUGUGUGUGUGUGUGUGUGUGUGUGUGUGUGUGUGUGUGUGUGUGUGUGUGUGUGUGUGUGUGUCUGUCGUCAGUUUGUCCGCGUGUGUGUGUCUGUCGUCAGUUUGUCCGCAUGCGCACGGCGUCUAUGCAAUUCCCCUCCAAAGUGUGUUGAUGCUCUCAUGGCUCGGUGGGCGAAUCUCACAUUAAAAAAAAAAAGGUCCCAGAUUUAAGCCCCGCCCCCUAAAUUGCACAUUUUAAAAGGUGUGAAGCUUUAAUGUUUUCUACCCGGCGACUAAGUCAUUGUAAAGAGUGAUUGGCAAUCACAAACGAAAGCACUUAAACUAAAAAAAAUAGUACUUUGGAUGCGACGCUGCCCCCCGUGUCCCCCCUUAGGAACCUUAAGAUUGAUUAUUAUUAUUAUUUGUAUUAUUAUUUUAUAUUAUUAUUAUUAUGUUUCAUUUAGUCUUUUCCUGAAAGGUUACAAUUGUUUGAGGUGAAUUAUUAAAUAAUGCACUUUACCUGUUCAGGUAGUAUUAGGAGAGGAUUUCUUCUUGGUGACGUUCGCCCACCCCAGAGAGCGCACACACACACACACACACACGCACACACACACACACACAAGAGGUGGUUGUGAGGAAAGCUAAUUGAAGGAUUCUCUCAGGUAAAAAUAACAUUUUGUAAUAAAUGAUGAACUCUAUGGAAUUCACUUUCAUCUGUUUUGUCAUUGUCUCCUCCUCCUCCUCCUCCAUGUUUGUGUUCCCACACCUACGAAAUACGAUUAUCUCGCCCGAUUGGUCCUAAUUGGACUCGUUACCCGUUUCCUUAGUAAGGUCAGAUGGAAACACAACCAAAGCCAUGUUUCCCAUGAGGAAAAAAAAAAAGUCAAAUCUGUUCCGGACUCCCAAAGUAAUGUAAACAAAACACAUUUUAUUGACAAGUAUUUUAGUUUGACACGCACAAAACAAUGUGAAUUACAUCACAUGAGAUAAACCAACAUUCAACAUGACUUUUAGUAGGGGUUACUGGUGGUUCUCACCUUCUUUAUCAAAGUGCUGACACACAACUAGGGGUGGGAUUCUUUGGGGGCCUAACGAGUAGAUGUGAUUAUGAUUCUUGAUUCAACACGAUUUUCACAAUGUAUAUGUACUGUAUAUACAUCUAUGUAUGUAUGUAUGUAUAUACAUACAUACAUAUAUAUUUAUAUAUAUGUAUAUACAUACAUAUAUGUAUGUAUGUUUAUAUGUGCAUAUAUAUUUAUGUGUAUGUAUGUAUAUACAUAUGUAUUUAUAUUUACACAUAAAUACAUAUAUGUAUGUGUAUACAUAUGUAUAUAUACA